Molecule: messenger RNA, 3204 nt
Organism: Aspergillus sclerotioniger CBS 115572
Lineage: Eukaryota; Fungi; Ascomycota; Eurotiomycetes; Eurotiales; Aspergillaceae
Product: nitric oxide synthase
Exons: 5
Coding region: 1-3111 (1036 amino acids)
Biological process (GO): nitric oxide biosynthetic process
Molecular function (GO): FMN binding; nitric-oxide synthase activity
Source: RefSeq, a predicted model, not a curated record
AUGCCUUUGACAAGAUCCACUCCAAACGCAGAGGCUAUGCCGGCAUCACGAUGCCCGUUCGCAGAGUACGACAAGAUCCUCGAGAGAAACCCCAUCCUGGCCCCCACCGGCUGCACAGACAAGUUCUGUCAAGCAGGACGACUGGUCCAUACCGAUGAACCGAAAGUCGGGGAGAACCAUCCCAUCGAAAUUGUGCGGGACGAGGCGUCGGCAUUCCUGUGGCAGCUCUGGCAGGAUGGCAUCUACACGGAAAACCGCUACUCUGAGCGAAAGGAACAGGUGAUGGAGGAGAUCAAUCGGUCGGCCAAGGACAAAAUCGUCUGGAUCCAAGGGGCCAAAAGAGUCGGCAAAACAUCCACCUGGAUGCAAACGUCCGAGGAACUCCGAUAUGGGCUGCAGCUGGCGUGGAGGAAUUCCCGCAAGUGCAUCAUGCGGUCGCGGUAUCAAGAGCUGGAGUUGUGCGAUCUCCGACAUAUCCAAACGAGUGUUGAAAUGGUGACUGCACUUCUAGAGGAGAUAACCAAGUCCUUUAAUGACGGCCAAAUAAGGCCCACCGUGUUUGCCUUCCCGCCUAAAUCCGUGGAUGGUGAGGGACCCAUGUUCUGGAACAAGCAGGUGCUAGGGUUUGCUGCCUAUGAACUCGAUGACGGCUCAGUCCUCGGUGAUCCAAGCAAUAUCCAGCUGACCAGGGAUAUGAUCGACCUGGGCUGGACACCUCCCUGCCCUAAAACCCGCUGGGAUUUACUCCCAAUCGUCGCCAUGGCAGAAAAUGAUGCACCGGCAAUGGUGGAGCUACCCGAUCGUCUACGUCGAUUGAUAGAUAUUGAGCAUCCUGACUACCCAGGCUUCGGAAAACUGGGUCUCAAGUGGUACCAGUUUCCGGCUUUGAGUCGGUUGGGAUUCGAUAUCGGUGGGGUCCAAUACACUGCUGCACCAUUCCUCGGAUGGUACAUGGAUGCAGAGAUCGGCGUCCGAAAUCUUGCUGACACGUUUCGAUACGACUCCUUGCCGGACGUGGCCAAGGUAAUUGGUUUCGACAUCGAUUCAUAUCGCCAAAGGCAGGAAUAUUCCGAAGUCCGAGCGAUGGAAGAUCUCCCCGACUAUGAACAGCUUCGCUGGCUGAGCCGGGCCCAGGCAGAGCUAAACUACGCGGUGCGGUGCUCAUUCCUCAAGAGGGGUGUCACCUGUGUUGGAACUCUCGCCGCGUCAUCGGACUGGUGUCAAUAUGAUGAUGAUUAUGCUGCGAAGAACGGUUACCGGCUGAAUUCCGACCCUUACUGGAUCUCUCCUCCCCAGGGCUCCAUCGUACCAAUAUGGCACCGAGGGGGCGCGCCCAACUACCAGCCCAAACCGAUGAUCUGUCGAAAUCGCUACGACCCCGUCAAGUGUUGGCAGCGUCGGAAGAGCGCUACCGAUGCAGAUCCAGUCCGUCUCGUGCGAAAGGAGGAACGCUGGGUAACCGAGACCUUGAGUACCUUUGCAGCUGGUUGGUCCAACGGCCAUGGCAGCGUAGGGAUAGACCACCUGUCACAAGGGCCAUCCAACACCGUGCGCAUCUGCUACUGCAGCAAGGGGACAACGGCCCGUAAUCUAGCCGACAAGCUCCAUCGCAGUGUGAAGAAGAAAUGUACGAAAGGAUUCCGCGUUACAUUUACGUCCUUGAAUGCCUUGGACCUCCAUAAAGUUGAUCCAUCGGACGUGAUACUCGUGGUAGCGUCGACGACAGGCAGCGGCGCCUUCCCAUCCAACGGAGAAGAAUUUGCAAAGGCCAGGGGCCACAUGCUCCGGACUCAUACUGCUGACUUUUCGCAGCUUCGAGUAUCAGUCUUUGGGGUGGGAGAUAGCGCCUAUUCGAACUUCAACGCCGCGGCAAUAGACGUGUACGACUUCUUCCGGGAACUGGGCGUCUUGCAGAUAGCCGGGGGGCUGGUUAAGGCAGAUGUAGCGGCCGAGGCACUACCAUUACGUCUGUUCAAUCGUUGGUUGGAAGCGGUCGAGUCUUCCUUGACGGGGGGGGUUGGCGAGUUGAGGGAGAAUCCCGAGGAGGAGUUCAUGGCGCAGGCUGUCAUGCUCCACCAGUUUGACACAGCCACCCUUCUAUCGAAGUCCUCUCCCGCGACCGGGGAGGAUGAAAGACUUAUCGUCAUGACUCUUAAAGGCGUCGAAUAUGGUGAGAUGAAACACUUGCGGCUUCUACCGACGAAUUCCUCCUCACAGGUAGCUCGGGCAAUGGCCGCCCUGGGGAUUGCGGAUGCACAGAAGUUAGUGCCGUUUUCCGACCCGAAGCUGCGACAAUGGACGUACCAAGAGUUCCUUUCUUGUUUUGUGGACUUGGAGGAUCGAUUCAAGACCCAAAGCUGGACCAAUCAACCGAGAAAGGACAACGAAACCGUCAUUGAAACAUUGGAGCGAUGUGCCACAGUGGAAAAUCCCUCCCAACUGUCCGAAGCCCUCCGCCUCUCGAUUUGUCUCGACCUGCCACUUCUUCGACCACGAGCGUUCUCCGUUGCGUCAUCAUCUCGAUAUCUCGGGGACAAGAAGGUCGAGCUCCUGAUCAAACCACACCGCCACGGUCGAUUCAGCGAGAUCUACCUAGCCACUCUCCAGCCUGGAGCGCAGGUCAAAUACUCUCUCGUCCCAACUGCACCCGCCGCGGGGUUCCUAGCCGUGCAAACGCCUCUCAUCGCCAUCACCACUGGCUCCGGAUUCGCACCCGUCCGCAGUCUCCUCCAGCACCGCAUCCACAUCGUACAAACAUCCCAGGCGCAGAGCAGCAAGGCUCACCCAUUUGAAAAUUCCCCGAUAAGUCUAUUUGCCGGAUUCCGGCUCCUCGACGGGGAUAUCAUUCGUUCUACAACAUCCCUAGCUGAGAGGCACCGCGUGCUGGAUAUGUCAUGUCUUGUUCCCAGUAACAAGGAGAAAAAGAGGGUCCAGGACUUCCUCUGGCACAAGCGAGAUGAAAUCCGGAAUAAAUUGGUGGAGAAGAAGGGCUACGUUUACGUUUGUGGAAGUGCCAUUAUGACGGAGGGAGUGCUGGCGAAGCUCAGCCAGAUUGUCGGGGGAGAUGCGAAGCAGCGACUAGGGGACCGGUAUGUGGAAGAGGUCUUCUGAAGUGUGCUUCUAUCUGGUAUGGAUUGAAUUGGAACGAGGUAGGUGCGUAUGAUGGGAUGGGAUGAAACGACUUGGAGAUUGCCAGAGAAAAUG